Molecule: messenger RNA, 1387 nt
Organism: Desarmillaria tabescens
Lineage: Eukaryota; Fungi; Basidiomycota; Agaricomycetes; Agaricales; Physalacriaceae
Exons: 3
Coding region: 98-1210 (370 amino acids)
Source: RefSeq, a predicted model, not a curated record
GUUCCUCCGACCAUCGUCCCUCUCACUCGUUGAACCCACUUUUGCCUUUCUUUGCCUCUGUCUUACGCAUCCAUCAUCAUUUGUUUUCUUUGCCAUCAUGACGUACCGCCUGCCCUCUAACCUUGAAUCCUUCGUCCCCCCUCCUGCUGUUCAAGCUUCAGCACCUACCUCUGCCCUCACGCAUCCGUGGCGAGGAACAUUGAUUGUCAGCGGUAUGCGGGCCUCUGAUAAAAGCAGCAAUCAAGAAAUCAGGGUCACCGCUGUUGAGACUGAUGGCGAUAAUCGCGUUCAUACAUGGCCAACACACAUGGUGUUUUCCCUGGCAUCUCCAUACGCACUGUCAAUAAUGUCGCAAGUGCAAUCUUAUAUCCGCCAGAACAGAAGCAGUCCCACUCCUCUAUGCACCAUCCUUCCUGAUCGUUUGCGUGACCCGAAUACGAAUGCUGUUAAUCUCUCCAACUUCAGAAACCUUUCCCGUAUACUGUAUGAUAACGAGAUGGUCGCUCUGGCUUCCCUUUCGUCUGCUAGUACGCCGGAAGCCCUUCCCCAGGCUCCGCCUUCCUCGGGAAUUCUGAUAUUUCCCGCAUCCAACUCGACUGCGUUACUCGUUGGAGCGUUGUUCCUUGAUGGAGAAUCCUUCCCUGAAUUUGUGCUGUCUGCAAUGAAAAAUUCCCAGGGCAAUGUAUCGCCUUCAUCUACCUCACCCAGCAUCCCGAUUUCUCCUUCUGUUAUCCAAGCACGGUCGCAGCAUCGUUUGUAUCAUCAAUCAGAACAAAGGGACGUGGUACCUUCCGGUCCUUUCCGCCCUCACGAGCACAUGUCGUCUUCGACAUAUCCAUCGACGGUGAUGCGUUAUCAACACCGUCAGUCGCCAUCCCUAAGUCCCGUGUCGCCGGUCGACAAUCCCAACACGUCAAUCACCAGUUUUCAUAACCGGUCCCAGCAGUAUUCGCAGAUGCAACAGAGCCCUGACUCCGCUCAGCGGCCUGCCGCUGGUCAAUACCGUUAUGCGAUGCAUAAUCUUUCAUUACCGCCCGUUCCUGACGACAACACCAGCUAUCCAUCCCCUUAUCGACACAAUGACCCUUUUUCCGCAGUGGAUGCGGACCCAAGGACUGGCACUCUACCAUGGAUGGUAAAACAGGAAGGUGAUGAUCCUUCCGCUUAUUAUCAGCAUGAAGGCAGCGGCUCUCAUUCUCGCUACGCUUAACAUCAUUACCAACCUGGAAUGCUUUUCUCCUUCAUACAUCAUGAUUCUCUUCUGAUCUUACGGUCUGCUCUCCCUGCCUUGACACACUCACUGUAUUACCGCCUCGGUUUAUCAGCCGCAGUAUCUCUUAGAGCGGAGCGUAUUGGUCCGCCCGAUGCUACCUUCUGUGUUUUUCUA